AUGCAGACACUCACCACACUAAAUCUUCGAAAUAACGAAAUCCAAGCCGUUGGAGCACAAUACUUGGCUAACGGAUUACGUCAUAACACAACACUCGCCACACUAAAUCUCCAUCAUAAUUCAAUUGGGGAUGAUGGGGCACAACAUUUGGCGGACGGAUUACGAUAUAAUACAACGCUCACCACACUAGAUCUCCAGUGGAAUAUAAUACAAGCUGUUGGAGCACAACAUCUGGCUGAUGUAUUACAACAUAACACAACACUUACCACACUAGAUCUCCAAUGGAAUGGAAUCGGAGAUGUUGGAGCACAACAUUUGGCUGAUGUAUUGAAACACAACUCAACACUCACUACACUAAAUCUCGAAUAUAAUUCAAUUGGAGAUGUUGGAGCACAACAUUUGGCUGAUGGAUUACGACAUAACACAACACUUACCACACUAGAUCUCGGACGCAAUGAAAUCGGAGCUGUUGGAGCACAACAUCUGGGUGAUGCAUUACGAGUUAACAUAACACUCAUCACACUAAAUCUCGAAGAUAAUCAAAUAGGAGCUGUUGGAGCACAGUAUUUGGCUGAUGGAUUACGGCAUAACACAACACUCAUCACACUAAAUCUUGAUGAUAAUCAAAUCGAAGCUGUCGGAGCACAACAUUUAGCUGAUGUAUUAAAACAUAGCACAACACUCAUCAUACUAAAUCUUCAACGUUAUCAAAUUGGAGAUGUUGGAGCACAACAUUUUUCUGAUGUAUUAAGACAUAACACGACACUCACCACACUAAAUCUCCGAGGUAAUGAAAUCGGAGAUGUUGGUGUACAAUAUUUGACUGAUGAAUUACGAUAUAACACAACACUCACUACACUAGAUCUCCAAUCGAAUGAAUUUGGAACUGUUGCUCUACAACAUUUGGCUGAUGUAUUAAGACAUAACACAGUAAUUAGCAGUCUGUAUUCAUGUAUACCAUGUGUUUACCUGUAG
Messenger RNA from Adineta steineri, 975 nucleotides. Lineage: Eukaryota; Metazoa; Rotifera; Eurotatoria; Adinetida; Adinetidae. The record is from the annotation of a GenBank genome assembly.